AUUAUGAAUCAGUGGGAUCGGCGUUGUCGCGUUGCCACAUGUACAGUCAACAAUUGGGCGUUGGAUUUUAAAGGAAAUUAUGAAAGAAUUGUCAAAACAUGUGAGGAGGCAGCAGCACUUGGAGCCAGAAUCCGUCUGGGACCAGAACUUGAAAUCCCAGGAUACGGAUGUGCUGAUCACUUUUUCGAACUUGACACCGAACGUCACUCAUGGGAAAUGUUAAGCAAGCUUGUUGAGAAAAGCAAAAAAUGGCCCAACUUGCUCGUUGUGACUGGACUUCCAACUCGAUUCCGUGGAUUGUUGUACAAUUGUGCGGCUGCUUUGAGAAAUGGAAAACUUUUGUUUAUUCGGGCCAAAAUGGGAUUAGCAGAUGAUAAUGUAUACAGAGAGUCAAGAUGGUUUGUAAAAUGGACUGAAACAUUCAAACAUUAUCAAAUGCCGUUGAACUCAGAUAUUCAUUUCGACCAAGAAACUGUUCCAUUCGGAGACGGAAUUCUUGAAUCAUCUGAUAACGUUCGUAUUGGAUUCGAAAUUUGCGAGGAACUAUGGUCAGCUCGGUCAACCAAUGUUCGACUCGCCGAACAAGGUGUUGAUAUUAUGUGCAAUGGAUCAGGAAGUCAUCAUAUUUUGGGAAAGUCGAACUAUCGCAUCAAUCAACUCAUUCUUGGAUCUUCUGCGAAAGUAGGAGGAGUUUAUCUGUAUGCAAACCAACGAGGUUGUGAUGGAGAUCGCGUUUACUAUGAUGGUGCAUCGUCUGUUGCACAGAAUGGGGACUUACUUGCUCAAAUUCAUCAAUUCGAUAUUGAGGAUACGUCUGUGGUCAGUGCCGUAGUCGAUUUAUCAGACAACCAAUGUUUCCGACAUAUGAAGUCAAGUGAUCGAGGAAACGCCUCCGAUCAGGUUACUGUAGUUCCAAUCAGAUUCGAUGGCAAAAUGACUGGUGGAAUCAAAUACAAUGAAAAGAGCACCGCACCGAUUCAUAACGUGGAAGAUCUUCAGUUAUCACCAAUUGCCGAACUAUGUCAUGGGCCUCCAGCCUAUUUAUGGACUUACUUGCGAAGAAGUGGAAUGGCUGGAUAUUUUAUUCCCCUCUCCGGCGGUCAAGAUUCAUCAGCAGUAGCUGCGAUGGUUAGGUUAAUGUGCGAGAAAGUGUGCGGAGCAAUUAAAAGGAGACGAGAAACUGAUGGAGGAGAUGAUCCAGCAUACUACUUGGGAGGUAAAAAAGUUGGAGAGGAUCCCGCUGAAUUAUGUAAUCAGGUGUUAUUCACGUGUUACAUGGCUAGUGAACAUUCGUCGGAUGAAACGAGACAGUGUGCGGAAGGAUUGGCAAAAAAUGUGAAUAGUAGCCACUGUGGAAUUUUCAUUGAUACAAUCGUCACAUCCAUUCUGAAAGUGUUCAAUGUUGCGUAUGGAUUCAUGCCGUCUUUCCAAAGUCCGGAUAAUCGAGAAACUAUGGCACUUCAAAAUAUCCAAGCUCGUAUCAGAAUGGUACUUUCCUAUCUUUUCGCUCAACUGGCUUUGGUCUCACAUAAACGUCCUGGUGGUCUUCUUGUUUUGGGAACAGCCAAUGUUGAUGAAAGUUUGGUUGGAUAUCUGACAAAAUAUGAUUGCUCAUCAGCUGAUAUCAACCCGAUUGGCUCCGUGAGCAAACGAGAUCUGCGACAAUUUCUGGAGAUCGCGUACGAAAAGUAUGGAAUGGCUGCGCUUCGAUGUGUGAUUGAUUCGACGCCGACCGCUGAACUGAAGCCGUUGGUUGAUGGAAAAGUUGCCCAGACAGAUGAAGCUGAAAUUGGUUUGACUUAUGAUGAAUUGUCUGUGAUUGGAAGACUUCGUAAACCUGGAGGAAUGGGACCGUAUGGAAUGUUUUUGAAGUUGCUCCAGCUCUGGGGAGAUAAAUACUCAAUUGACGAGAUUGAAGAAAAAGUCAAUAAAUUCUUUUGGCGGUACCGUGUCAAUCGUCAUAAAGCAACUGUCUCAACUCCUGCUAUUCAUGCUGAAAAUUACAGUCCGGACGAUCAUCGAAACGACCAUAGACCAUUCCUCUAUCCAGAUUUCAGUUAUCAAUUUGAAAGAAUUCGCGAAAAAGUUGUUGAAUUGAAGAAAAACUCUACUUAAAUGAUAUGCAUUGAUUCUGAAGUAUUUUAAAUUUAGAAGAUUAGAUUGAAUAUUUAAAAUAUGUAUUAAAAAUAAAGACGUGUUCUUGU
Molecule: messenger RNA, 2204 nt
Organism: Caenorhabditis elegans
Lineage: Eukaryota; Metazoa; Nematoda; Chromadorea; Rhabditida; Rhabditidae
Gene: qns-1
Product: Glutamine-dependent NAD(+) synthetase
Exons: 12
Coding region: 4-2115 (703 amino acids)
Biological process (GO): NAD+ biosynthetic process
Cellular component (GO): cytoplasm
Molecular function (GO): NAD+ synthase (glutamine-hydrolyzing) activity; ATP binding; hydrolase activity
Source: RefSeq, marked reviewed